UGACGACACAAAGAGAUAAGAUGAUUGACAAAUUGGUUUAAGCUUCAGAAUUCGCACUACGUGACACACUUGUCGCCUGAUUGUCCUGACGGCAAACAUGUUCCUCGGAUUUGGCGUUAGCCUUAUAUUAGGUAGUUUAUGUUACGUGGACUGUUUGACAUGUCUUCAAUGCUUAAACAUCGAGAGUCCUCGACAUUGCAGACAUGUGAAGGAAUGCUCGCCGAGCGAGGUCUGUUAUGUCAACCAAAAAGUGGAUGAAUACGGAGAUGUUCUCUUUGACAUUGGAUGCAAAAACGCAUCGAGGUGUUCGAAUAGUUCCCAUGGCAGCCACGCCUGUGACUAUUGCUGUAAUGGCAGUCUGUGCAACGCAGCAGGAUGUGGUCAACCUGGAUACCCUUCCAAUCGGGGUCCAAUAUGCUACAGUUGUUCAACACACACCAACCAAGGAUCUUGUCAAAAAAUCGACUUCUGUGACAGCAACGAGGUGUGCAUGGUCCAAGAAGAACUAGAAUUUGGCGAACGUGUGCACACAUCCAAGUGUGUUGUGUUAGAGCAAUGUGAACACUACACGCUGAACAUAUUACCAAUAGUAGGCAGAUCAUUAUCAGAUCAACAGAGAUCUGCUACCGAAACCAUCUGUCGGCAAUGCUGUCAUGGAGAUCUAUGCAACUCCAAUUGUACUACUACUACUACUACUCCUACGACUACUAGUAGUACUACUACUGCGACUACUACUACUAGUAGUACUACUACUGCGACGACUACUACUACAACAAAUUCUAAAAUGAAGGACUGCAAGGAGAUUGGACUGGGCACACACAUCAAUGGGGUGUAUACCGUGCGACCUGAGGGAACAUAUGACGACAUUGAAGUGUACUGUGAUAUGGCUACGGAUGGUGGGGGUUGGACGGUUUUUCAACGUCGUGUAAAUGGAUCGUUGCCAUUUGACCACAAUUUUGCUUCCUAUGUACAUGGCUUCGGAAACAUUCAUGCGGAAUUCUGGCUUGGUUUGCAGUACAUACAUGCUAUGACAUACAACGCUAAAUCCGAACUUCGAAUUGAUUUGAUUGCGGCGGACGGAUCCACGGCGUAUGAAGUGUUUCCUAACUUUCGACUUUCGUCGGCACCCAACUUCACGCUGCAUAUUGACACGGGACAUGGAACUGCUGGUGAUGAUAGCAGCACUGGUUUGUCUAACCACAAUGGUAGCAGAUUUCAAACGAAUGACAAUUUCGACGCUUAUCCUUACAACUGCGCCGAACUGUUGCAUGCAGGAUGGUGGUUUAAUGACUGUGCAGUUGUCAAUUUGAAUGGACAAUACCUUACGCCUGGAACAGUAUCUACACUCUACCUUAACGCUGUGGUCUUUUAUUACGAUUUUAAAGCUUAUGCGUCGUUGAAAGAGACCAAAAUGAUGUUCAGAAGAGUUUAGCAUAUUGUUUCACAAUAAUUUAGUGCAGAUCAAUAUCAGUAAUACACAUUUAAUAGCAGUGUGUUUCCUUACAAUGUGUUGGCAAUCUGCAUUGAAUAUAUGUGUAUGUUGAUAUAUAAACCAUUUGAAAUCUA
This is a messenger RNA of Dreissena polymorpha, 1566 nucleotides long. RefSeq names its product angiopoietin-2-like. The transcript has 12 exons. The record is from RefSeq and is a predicted model, not a curated record. Lineage: Eukaryota; Metazoa; Mollusca; Bivalvia; Myida; Dreissenidae. The coding region runs from base 98 to 1432 and encodes 444 amino acids.